UUUUUUCUUCAAUGUCGGAGGCGUUCCAGACAUGGCAUCAUUACCUCUCUCUCUCUCUCUCCUUUUUACUCUCUUUUCUUCUUCCUCUCUCCUUCAUUUCUCUUCCAUUCCUUCCUUCCAUGGCCACCUCGCCGGAACCCUUCCCGGAAAAACCGCCGACCUUCCGCGCUCCCCCUCCGUCACCAAUCGCCACCGCAUCCGGCCGGCGCUCCGCCGUCGCAAACGACAACGAGCUCGCCGAGUUCCUCGAGAACUCUCUCCGGGUUCCCCACCUCGUCUUGCCGGAUCCGCUCUUCCCGCUGGAAGUCUCUGCCGGAAACCCCCCGGAAAUCGACUUCCGGUCGUUGAACUCGGCGGGAAGUGAAUCCGUUAUGAAGCUUCUAGAUUCAGUCGCCGGAGUCGGCUGCUUUCAGCUUGUGAAUCACGGGAUCUCCGGUGAUUUGGUCGGAGCUGUUCGGGCGGCGGCGGGCGGGAUCUUCCGGAUAUCGCCGGAAAAGAAGGCGAUGUUGUCGAGGUCGCCGGAGAUGGUAUACGGAUUCGAGGAGGAGGUGUCGGAAACGAUGAGCGAGGAGUUCUUUUGGGGGAGCAGAGACGAGAAGGAACGAGAAGGCUUAAAAGCUUUGAUGGAGGGAGUCUGGCCUGAUGGAUUUUCGAAUUUCAGUCAGAAAACCGAAAUCCUUUCAAAGGCCAUCGAGAUGGUUGCUGGCAAAGUUGUACAAAUACUGUUGGAAAAUAUGGAGAAUAGAUCUUUUCAUGAAACAUUGCAAAGGGAAGACGAUGCCAUUGGUCCGGUUCUCUGCCUCUACAAGCAUGGCCGGAAAAUCUCGUCAGGCCAGUGGGUUAGCUCACUGAAAUCCGACGUCAUACGGAUGCUGAUUGGGAGAUCAGAUUACUCACAUGCCUUGUGCAUGCAUUUAUGUGAUGGUUGUUCAGAUUUUCACUUCUACUCAAAGAAAGGUUGGAUGUCCUUCUGCCCAAACAAGGAAGCUAUAGUUGUGACCGUUGGAGAUCAGAUACAGGCAUGGAGUGAUGGACUCUACAAGCACGUCAUCGGAAGGCCGAUCUUCCAGAUGCAAGAUGAAGACUCCAUAUCAAUGGCAUUCCUCUAUUCUCCUCCAUCCAUGGUACUAGUACAAAGCCCCUCUUCACCCAGCUGCAGAGACAAGUCUAUUUCGCUCGGCCAACAAGUCAUAGUAGCUAUAUGCCUAACACUACUCUACCACUUUCUAUUCUACAUUUCAAAAGGAGCUUCCCACUAACUACAUACAUGCUAAAACAAGGAGAGGAACCAUGGCUGCUUUUGAUGAUUUUCCGCUGGGUCACAUCCAUAACGCAAACGCAUCUGCCUUUCAUGCUGUUGUGAUAUUUAAAACACAAUGACAACAAAAACAUCAUUACUCGAUUGGUAGCACAGAUGAAACAAGUGCUGGGUUGUAUGCAUAAACAGAAUGACAGACCUCAAGAUUCAAAUCCCAUAGAAAAAUCAUUGUAAUUGCGGGUUUGAUGGUGAUGCAUAAUUUCAAUUUGCGAGUGUUUUACGAUAUGGAAUUCAUUCUUUCCUUUA
Molecule: messenger RNA, 1564 nt
Organism: Magnolia sinica
Lineage: Eukaryota; Viridiplantae; Streptophyta; Magnoliopsida; Magnoliales; Magnoliaceae
Product: 1-aminocyclopropane-1-carboxylate oxidase 1
Exons: 3
Coding region: 12-1259 (415 amino acids)
Source: RefSeq, a predicted model, not a curated record